Molecule: messenger RNA, 2614 nt
Organism: Chroicocephalus ridibundus (black-headed gull)
Lineage: Eukaryota; Metazoa; Chordata; Aves; Charadriiformes; Laridae
Gene: PCP4
Product: Purkinje cell protein 4
Exons: 3
Coding region: 101-289 (62 amino acids)
Cellular component (GO): cytoplasm
Molecular function (GO): calmodulin binding; calcium ion binding
Source: RefSeq, a predicted model, not a curated record
CGGGCGCGGGGCGCCGCUUCUUAACGGGCGGCGUGUGGCGGCGGGCGGGAGCGCUGUGCCGGGCGGGUUGCCGCGAGCCGGGUUGCCGCUGCCGCGCGACAUGAGCGAGAGACAAGGAACCGGAGCUACAAAUGGAAAAGAUAAGACAGCUGGUGAGAACGAUGGGCAGAAGAAGGUUCAAGAGGAAUUUGACAUAGACAUGGACGCGCCAGAGACAGAGCGGGCGGCUGUGGCGAUACAGUCCCAGUUCAGAAAAUUCCAGAAGAAAAAAGCGGGGUCCCAGUCUUAGUAGCUACCUCACAGCUUAAAACAAAGUAAUCCUGAAAUGAUUUAUCAAGAAAAUCAGAAAUAACACAAAGAUGCAUGUACAGAAAUUAUCAAUAUUUAAAACCCCAUUGGCAGUUAACAAACCAUGAGCUUGUGUGUGAUUUCAUCCCAGAUGUUUCACGCCCAUUAUCCUCUGUAACUCACCAUUUUACUUGAUGUUGUAAUAAAAAGUUAGGGUGAAGUAAUUAAAGUGUCUGCCUUCAUCUGUCUUUUCAUAUUAAUCCAGCAGCCACAGCUUUACAAAUGAACCUAGCCCAGAUGCCUGUUUUCCUCCUGACGUAAAGCUUGGAGACAUAAGAGCACCGUAUGUUACAAGGUUUUUGCUGAGGGAUGAGAGCACGCAUCUCAGCCCUGCUUACCUCAUUUGGAGAAUUCCAGCUGCCAGCCAAAUGUGACAAUGAAAUUACUUUCUCGUAAUGAGCUGAGAGUAAAAAGUUGCAGACAGAAGCUGGCAUGAGGGGAAGAGGUGUAGGAAGCAGCAAGCAGUUUAUUUUUGUCUUGCAAUUAUGCCAAUAAAGUGGCUUAAGUGGGGAAAUUGUCCUUGUCCUUCCUCUUUGCAUGAUAGUGUUCAGAAUUACCCAGCUUGGAUCACAUUGACUGUUGUGAAAAAAAAAUAAUGAAUCGGACACGAAAUACAAAAAACAAUUCCAGAAAUAUUUGGAAGUUUUUUGUUGUUUUUCUUUUUUAUUGGUAAAAAUAGAAACUAACCCUCUAAAAUCUCUUUUUCAUGUAGCUUUUCACUCUCUACAUAGUCAGUAACUAUUUCUAUGCCAUCUCUCUCUUUUCAUAUUAUUUUCAGUAUUUGAUGAGUAAAUCAUAACAGACUCCCUGUAUCCAUUUGCACCGUUCUCUCUUGCACUUUAUAGGAGCCCCUUACUUUAUCACUGUAUUAGCCCAGUUUUUGAUUAACAAAAAGGCCGGAUCUAAGCAAGGAUCUUGCCUGGCUUCAGACCUCAUCAGGAAUUGGGUGCCCAUAUAGUGCAGGAGGAAAGUUCAAAAAAGGUUUAAACAAGUACCUUGUACUCAGAAAAAGGAGCUAUUUAGAUUGAGCAAGCGGGAAAUGCACUACACAGAGAUGUGUAAAAAACUCUCAUCCUUUUCUUGGCUUCAUCAGCAGAUUUCAGGGGUUCCAGUAGGCAUCUUCGUCUCUAGGGAAAUUGGAGACAGAAGCCUUUUCUGAAGGACUGGUGUUUGAGUGGUUCUCCAAGAAGGCAGCGUGAGCCUCCCCUCCAGGCUGACAGAGGCAGGCGUGCUGAGUGGUGACAGCCUGCCUGCCUGCAACUGAACAGCCUGGAGCUGGGACUGCUUCAGGUGUGAGAGAUUCAGGUAUAAUUCCCAGCUCUGCCUAGAGAGAUUCAUUUCUUCCUCUCCCACAGGAAUAUUCUCAUCACCAGGGCAGAGGACAUAUAUAUCAUCAGGCCCUUCAUGUAAACGGAAAGCUACAACCAAGGGGUAGAAAUAGAGGGACAGGAAGGAUCUCACACCGGUGGCAGUCAUUUCUCAUGGGGGCCCACCAUAGCAGCAAUACGGAAGGGGUGCAGAGCUGUGCCUGAAAGGUGGGCCGCGGGACUGCGAAGGGAAGGCCUCCAGCCUUUUGCGGGUUAAGGCACUUAUGGUGCUGGGCAAGUGAGGAGCCCAAACCUGAUGGUGGGUGAUGGGAACUCUGGGACGGUGCUGGUUAGGAGGAGCCCUCAGAGAUGUUGAGCAGAGGAAGCCUUAAGGGUCCUGUGGGUGACAUAGAAGGCAUGUGCCAAGACAACGUGUGAAGUGCUUAAUAAGCACAGCAAGACUGGGUGGGAACAGUUAUGGCUUUUUAGAUCUUAGUUUGGGGAUAAACAUCUAAAUGCUGCCCAGACCCUGCCUUUGGCACCUCUGUCUGCGUUGGGACCCUAUGCAUGACACACCACCUGCAAAGUCAGAGUGCUCCAAGCUGCAGCUCAGUGCUUUCUCUCUAGGAGCGUAUUUUAGCAGCACUGUUUCUCUGCAUUUAGGAAUUUCACAAAUAAACCUCAAAUAAUGCUGCUGCUGUGCUCAAAGCGUGGUUUGUGGAGGCCACGGAUUCCCCACUUGUCUUUCACAGUGACUGCUCACCAUAUAAUAAUCGCCUUAGCAUAAUAAUUUAAAAAUUGUAAUGGGUUUGGAUUGUGUUGGUGCCAUUUUGUUUAGAUGAACAUAUAUCUGUAAUAAAGGACUGCAUUUGCAUUCUGCAUUAUGUCAUUUGAAAUAGCAUGAGCUCUGUAAUGGCUACCUAAUUGAAUAAAAACUGUGGGUAAGCACUAGGCUUUUA